Symbiodinium sp. CCMP2456 is the source of this 318-nucleotide messenger RNA. Lineage: Eukaryota; Dinophyceae; Suessiales; Symbiodiniaceae. The record is from the annotation of a GenBank genome assembly.
AUGGCCCGCCAAGCUGCUCCCGAGUCGGAGGCGGUCCUCGACUGCAUCAUCCCUGCUCACGAGAAAGACUUCGAGACCCUCGGUCAUUGCAUCCGAUCCUUGCGGCGCUGUUGCCCAGAGGUCCGGCGAAUCCUCGUGGUGAGCAAGCUUCCUUGGGACGAUGCCACUGUGGAGGACUCUGCCGUAGAGUGGGUCGACGAGGCCGAUCCCCGGUGGCCCUUCCGCCUGUGUGACAUCGCGGACUGCGGAUGUGCGCCCGGCUGGCUCUUCCAGCAGCUGCUCAAGCCUCACGGAGCGUGUCCUCGUUUGCGACGCUGA